Messenger RNA from Pseudogymnoascus destructans, 663 nucleotides. RefSeq lists its product as uncharacterized. NCBI's taxonomy places the organism in Eukaryota, Fungi, Ascomycota, Leotiomycetes, Thelebolales, Thelebolaceae. The transcript has 2 exons. The record is from RefSeq and is a predicted model, not a curated record. Gene Ontology annotation, molecular function: structural constituent of ribosome. The coding region runs from base 54 to 575 and encodes 173 amino acids. Gene Ontology annotation, biological process: translation. Gene Ontology annotation, cellular component: ribosome.
CGAUUGUUACUGCACGAGAUACCUUAAUUACGCCCUCCUUCACACACCCCACGAUGUCUUUAUCCUGCCAAUUCGCGGCCAGAAGUGCCGUUCGCUCCUUGAGGGCCGCGGGGGGAGUUAGAGUUGCAUCUGCGACGCUUGCCCAAUGGCGAUGGAACUCGACAGAGGCUGCGACCAACCCAAAGAUCUCCACGAUCGUUGACCAGAUCAGCCAAUUGACUCUUCUCGAGACUGCCGACCUUGUCUCUACCCUUAAGACCCGCCUCAACAUCCCAGAUAUGCCAAUGGGAGGUUUCGCCGCCGGUCCAGCAGCCCCAGCCGCCGCAGUCGAGGAGGAGGCCGCUCCAGUACAAGCCGAGAAGACCCUCUUCAACCUCAAGCUCGACUCUUUCGAGGCUGGCUCGAAGCCAAAGAUUAUUAAGGAGAUUAAGAGCAUGCUUGGCCUGAGCUUGGUGGAUUCGAAGAAGUUCGUUGAGUCGGCACCGAAGAUGAUGAGGGAAGCUGUGCCAAAGGAGGAGGCAGACAAGAUUGUGGAGCUGUUGAAGGGACUUGGUGCCAAGGUUACGAUGGAGUAAACUGGCACCACUGUAUAUCUAGGAAGCAUCAUGUUGGAAUAGAAGCAUUGCCGGGGCGGAAGAUAUUGUACCAUUAGCAUAGGGGUUU